This is a messenger RNA of Jaculus jaculus (lesser Egyptian jerboa), 1404 nucleotides long. RefSeq names its product citrate synthase lysine methyltransferase (gene Cskmt). The transcript has 3 exons. Lineage: Eukaryota; Metazoa; Chordata; Mammalia; Rodentia; Dipodidae. The record is from RefSeq and is a predicted model, not a curated record. The coding region runs from base 630 to 1391 and encodes 253 amino acids.
GUCUACCACCGCGCCCACCACCCGGCGCCUCAGCCUCUGCUCCCGGCUCAGCACCCGCCUGCGCUUGAACAGCUUCUUCUUCAGCUCCUGCGGAAGGACACAUGGGGGUCAGCGUGCCCUGCACGGCCACCCGGGAUCCCCACUCACCCCAUCGGGAGAGCGAGCGGCUCCGGGCAGCUGCGGGAGUCACGCUCGCGAGUCCCACACAGUCACCGUUCGCGGCCGGUUGAUCUUUCCUCCCGGAGCACCCAUACCGGCACCCGGCGGCUCACCCGCGAGCGCACUUCCGGCCCCGCCCUCCCGAUGGGCCCGCCCCCUGGCGCCGCGGGCCAAUCGCAGGCCGGGACCAGGAAACCGGCGUUUAUAUCGGAGCUCGGCGGGCGUCGCGUCCUUUCCCGGCGCGGCUGCGGCGUCUGGGGGCGCCGACCCAGGAACAAUUGCUGACGUGUUCCCACCUUUCUCGAUUUACUGUUGCAACGAAUAAAGGAUGUUUGCACCUUAAGGUCUGUCCGCGUUCUUUUUUCCGAGGCUGCGGAGUUUGCCCGACUCGAAGCGGUUUUUUUUUUCCUGGGGCUCGAAGUUGGCGAUUUUCCUCUGAUCUCAGGCCCCUUUUGGAGUGCUGGUCCAGGAUGGUCUGGCCACCCUUCUGGGGCCCUCGGAUGUCUGUGUUUCGCAGAGGGCUCCAAACGCCGGCCCUGAUGGCCGGAGUGCGCCGAGGCUUCACGGCAAGGGAAGGCUCCCUGGCCAGUAGUUGCCUGGCAGACCGCUGCCUCUGGGAUCGGCUUCACACCCGGCAGCAUUUGGGAACUGGCCCCACCUUCGAUUGGUUCUUUGGAUACGAGGAAGUCCAAGAGCUCCUACUUCCACUGCUGCAGGUGUCACAGGCUGCCUGUCCACUGCGGAUACUGGAUGUGGGCUGUGGGACAUCAAGCCUGUGCACAGGCCUCUAUACCAGGUCCCCCUACCCUGUAGAUGUGUUAGGCGUGGAUUUCUCUCCUGUUGCUGUGGCUCACAUGAACAGCCUCCUACGAGGUGGCCAAGGGCAAACACACUUAUUCCCUGGGCAUCCAGCCUCCCGUCUUAACUUUAUGCAGGCUGAUGCAAAGAAUUUGAGGUGUGUGGCUUCAUCUGGUACAUUCCAGCUACUGCUGGACAAGGGUACUUGGGAUGCUGUUGCCCGUGGUAGUCUGGCUGGAGCUUACCAGGUGCUAUCAGAAUGCCUGAGGGUCCUAAGCCCCCAGGGAACCCUGAUUCAGUUCUCAGAUGAGGACCCUGAUGUGCGACUGCCCUGUCUGGAGCAAAGAGUCCAUGGCUGGACUGUCACUGUUCAGGAGUUAGGUCCUUUCAAGGGCAUUACCUACUUUGCUUACUUGGUUAAGGGCUCUCAUUAAACACUAAACACAU